This is a messenger RNA of Hypomesus transpacificus, 2358 nucleotides long. It is a transcript of the gene tmprss13a, whose product is annotated as transmembrane serine protease 13a. Gene Ontology annotation, biological process: proteolysis. NCBI's taxonomy places the organism in Eukaryota, Metazoa, Chordata, Actinopteri, Osmeriformes, Osmeridae. Bases 90 to 1658 code for a protein of 522 amino acids. The transcript is spliced from 13 exons. Gene Ontology annotation, cellular component: membrane. The record is from RefSeq and is a predicted model, not a curated record. Gene Ontology annotation, molecular function: serine-type endopeptidase activity.
CGCCAACUAAGAAGAUGUGAAGCCCUGGCCCCACCCCCUGUCGCUCAAAUGCACCUGUCUGCUCUCCUCUCUGCACCCCGCUGAGUCCGAUGGCACAGCAUGAAGAGAACGAGCGCCCGCCCCCCUACUCUGUGGCAGUACACACCCAGCCCCCCCUCAAGUCCUACGAGGAGGUGGUGUUUGGGGACCCUGCCUGGUUGGUCCCUCCCAGCCAGCCGCACUACAUCCCCCAGCAUGCACCAGCAGUGACCCCUCUGCCGGUCAAAGAACCCAGCAAAGAACUCCACAGCUGUAGGAAGCUGAGCUGCUGCACCAACAAGACCAAACGAUAUGCCAUUUUUGGGGUCACCAUCCUCUUCCUCGCCCUUCUGGGUCUCUUCAUCUGGCUGGGAGUGCAUUAUGGCUCCCGCCGUCCCACACCUCCUGGUGGGGGCCACAUUGACGGUGACAGUGAGGAAGAUGGAGGAGGAGGAGGAGGCUUGGAGUCUGAAGAGGCUGCUGACAAUGAAAGUGGGGAGGACGGAAGCCAUGAGAAUAAUGGUAAAAUGUUGAGCAUCUACGACACUUGCUCCAACGCCACAGUCCAGUGUGACUCGAAGAUAGACUGCGAGCUGGGAACUGACGAGAACGACUGUGUGAGGUUUGGGGAGAACGGCUCUCUGCACGUCCGCACAUCUGAGGACGGUGUCUUCCUCCCAGUCUGCUACCUGGGCUGGGACCAGAGCUACGCUGACCAGACCUGCGCCCAGCUGGGCUUCAGAAGUGCUUCUGGCACUAAGCCAGUGAGUUCCCAGCAGUCUACAUCUCUGACUUUGAGCAAAAGGUCAGCCCUGCCCAUACAGGGGCUGGUCAACAUCAGCAAAACCUGCCCAGAUGACAAGACUGUGUCCCUGCAGUGUGUGGACUGCGGCCGACAGCAGUCCACCAAUAGGAUCAUAGGGGGCGCAGUUUCCCAGCCGGGCCAGUGGCCCUGGCAGCUGUCCUUGCAGUACAGGGGCACUCACAUCUGCGGAGGCGUGCUCAUCUCUCCUGACUUCGUCAUCACCGCUGCUCACUGCUUCCCUUGGUCCACCCCCUCUGCUCUGGUGGCCAGUAACUGGUAUGUGUAUGGAGGGACUGUUUCCCAGGACCGGCUGCCCCUCCCCUACUAUGUGGAGCAGAUCCUAGUGAAUGAGAACUACAACAACAAGACCAAUGACCAGGACAUCGCCCUCCUCAAACUCACUGCUCCAGUCACCUUCACCGGUGUUGUCCAACCCGCCUGCCUGCCAGCCUUCGACCAGAUGUUUCCCCAAGGGAGCAACUGCUGGACCACUGGCUUCGGUACCACAUCAGAAGGAGCAGCGAGUGGCUCCAGGACUCUGAUGGGUGUCCAGGUGGAACUCAUAGACUCGCGUGUGUGUAACAGCUCCAUGAUCUAUGCUGGUACUGUGUCUACCAACAUGAUGUGUGCUGGAGACCUGAAAGGUGGUCGAGAUUCCUGCCAGGGCGACAGUGGCGGGCCGCUGGUGUGCCAAGCCGAUGACAGUCGCUGGUACCUGGUGGGAGUGACGAGCUGGGGGGCGGGGUGCGGGCAGAGGAGCCAGCCCGGAGUGUACACCAAGGUGUCCAGCCUGGUGCCUUGGGUCUACAGAAAGAUGCAGCAAGAGAGGCCGUGAUGUCACUUCCUCUCCCAUGGCGCUGCUACAUCCUGUGUCCAAGAAGCCCACUGGCAACGUGCUUCCUCCCCCUGAUGGAGGGAGAGAGGGGUGGACAGUAAAGAUGGACAGCUGGAUAGAUGGAGGAGAGGAGGGUGAACUUUUUGUGUGUGUCUGUUCCUGUUUUGUGCUGUACCUCCCAGAAUCACUGGAUGUACAGCAUGUGUGCUGUUCCGUACAAUUCACUUGAUCCCAUAAAUGUUAAUGCACUGAAACUCUGUGUUGCAUACUCUGGGUUAUUUUGAUUCCAGUUUUGGUAUUUUCUGGUGGUAUGUCAAUCUUGCAGUAGACCUAUAGCUACUAUGAUGUUUACCUUGUUGGGGAAGGGGUGUGUGAUUGGGGGGGGGGGGGGGGGGGGGCAGGAGUGGUCAAAGAGUUUUUAUGGAGUUUUGUGCCUUUGUCCUCUGUUCUCACAGCAAACGCAGACCUUAAACUCUGUUCUUUUCCAAACACGGAUCCAGUCUGUGGUUCUUUUUAAGAUAUGCUGGUGUUGAGACUGGGUUGGAUGUAGACUAAUGAACAUAGUGCAGGCAUAGGCUACUGCCUCCUAGGCACUCAUGUGGUUAGGCCUGUGUCUUAGCGUAAAGUAGCUUUGUGGAAGUCUGUAUAUUGAUUCAAACAACACUCCUUGAAUGAAUAAAAGUCAAAAAUCAACUGCCAA